Molecule: messenger RNA, 3267 nt
Organism: Colletotrichum spaethianum
Lineage: Eukaryota; Fungi; Ascomycota; Sordariomycetes; Glomerellales; Glomerellaceae
Product: leucine-rich repeat-containing protein 40
Exons: 3
Coding region: 1-3267 (1088 amino acids)
Molecular function (GO): protein binding
Source: RefSeq, a predicted model, not a curated record
AUGGACGAGAAGCAGGCCCCCGGGAGGUCUAGUGGCAUCCCUCGCCUGUCACGGCUGCCUCUUCCCAAGCCAGCGCCUACUCCCGCUGUCCGACCUUCUCCUUCGCGAGAGGGCCUAAACUCGGGUCUGAGGAAUCCUCGACUUCGACCAGCUGCCUCGCGGGAUCAACUAGGCCCCGCCGUAGCCCCCAAGCAGCCCGAACCCCGGCCAGCUCCGAAACCGAGGCGCGAGAUCCAGCCGCCCUCUUCAAGAAAGACGGAAUUGCGAGCCCCCCCGACCACCCUCAGGAGCUCCCGCAGCGUGCCUCGACUGAAGACGAAAGAACCGAUUUACAACAAGCCCCCAACUCCUCCGGAGGACAUUGAGCAGCCCGUCAUUUCACGCUCCGCCAGUCUUUCGCGUCGACGUUCUCAGCCUCACGCCGCCACUCCCGAGUUCGACCCAGUGCCAGACCUGCCCCCUCUGCCCCGCGACGCAAGUCCGCCGGUUGCUGUUGACGAUGCUGAAUCUGAGCUUCCAACCUUUGACACGCCGAGGGCGAGAUCUUUCAAGCCUCGACCCUCCCUCUCCGAGCGUACGAUCGAGACCCUGCAGCAACUACAGUCGUCGCCUUCCCUAAGUAAGAAGACGUCGACCUUUUUCGACCCCGAUGGCACCAUGCGACCUCGUUCACGCGCCGGCAGCGGCCACUCGAGACCUGGCUCAAGCUACACCUCCGACGGCUCCAUACCACCAACCUCGCGUCACAGCAGGCCAAACUCAUCUUCCGGCGCUGAAGAGAACCCCUUUGCGAAUGCCCAACAAGCUGCAAAUGCCUACCGCUCCCCGUUGGGCUCUGUCGAAGGCACUCCCGCUCGUCGUGUGUCUAGCAUCCGCUCUCUCAGGGCACCGACCGUGAGAGUCACACCCCAAGCAUCACCGUCUGGUCCCUCGUCUGCCGCGGGUAUCCCGGUCAACCAGAGUCCCAGUCCGACAAGGACAACUGGCAUGCUGCCACCGUCCAAGGUCGGCGCAAAGACGCUCGCUGCUCGUCCUCUCAAGCCUCGUGCCUCGGUCAGUGGUCUGUACAAGAAGCCGUCUCUGCCAUCGAUGAGCCAACCUCCUUCAGCCGCAGCUGCUUCACCACCUCCCAAGCUGACGCCGGCCAAGUCGUACGGAUCCCUGAGAAAGCCCACACCUUCAAAGAUAGGCAGCCCAGCUCCAGCGGCCUCGGCUGGUACAGACGAAGAAUCGGCUGCCAGGAAAUCCUCUAAUGCUCUACGGGAACAAAUCGCCAAGGCCAGGGCAGCCAAGCGCGCCGCAGACCGUCAAGCUGCGGAAACAGUAUCAGCACCGAACCCAGAGCCAAUCGCAGAGGCAUCUUCGAGCCAGAUUGAGCCUCCCAUCGUCCCAGCGGACGACGGUUUCAACUUUGGCAUUGCUGUUACGACGAACGACCCUUUCAACGCCAAUGACCCGUUCAACACCAAUGACCCGUUCAACACCAAUGACCCGUUCAACACCAAGCGAUCAGACACUUCGCAAAAGAAGGUCAUCCAGCAGCGUCUCGCCGCCGGCCGAAGCAGUGGCCGGCUCAACAUUGCAGCACUGGGCCUGAAGGAAAUCCCAGUCGAAGUCCUGAAGAUGUAUGACAUGGAAUCCAUGGGUACUUAUGAUGGCUCGUGGGCGGAGACAGUCGACCUGACAAGACUUGUGGCUGCUGAUAAUGAGUUGGAGACCAUCGAAGACACCAUUUUCCCCGACAUCACAGCAGAGGAGAUGGCCCAGGACGAGGACUCGAAUGGCAACAUCUUUGGCGGCCUUGAGGCGAUGGAUUUGCAUGGCAACUCCUUGAUCUCGUUGCCAAUGGGACUGAGACAGCUUCCCCUGCUUACGUCUCUGAACUUGUCUCAAAACCGCCUCGCCAACAACUGCCUCGCAGUCAUCACUCAGGUCAAAGCCCUCCGUGACCUGAAGCUCGCCAACAACCUUCUCUACGGCCCUCUGGAUCCCAUCUUCGCGAACCUGGAGAAUUUGGAAAUUUUUGACCUACAUGGCAACAACGUGUCUUCGCUUCCUCCGGGCAUCGAGAACCUGUCGAGGCUACGUGUUCUCAACCUGAGCGACAAUAGCUUCGAGUCUCUGCCUUUCACAAGCCUCUCCAAGCUUCCGCUGACGGAGUUGCUGAUGAAGAAGAACAAGCUGACGGGCACCUUGAUUGAAGAUGGAGUGGAGGCUUUGUCGAACCUUCAGAUGCUGGAUCUCUCCUGCAAUCAGUUGACUCGCUUGGUACCUUCAGGGUCCACAAUUAGCCUUCCUUCGGUUCAUCAGCUUGUUCUAUCCAUGAACCGCCUGCAAGAGCUGCCCGAUGUUAGCUCUUGGUGUAGCCUCAUGACAUUGACCGCGGACGAGAACGCCAUUCCCGAAUUCCCGAGUGGCUUCACCAGCCUCAUGAAGCUGAGACACGCUUCGGCCCGUGGUUAUGUCUCGGACUCGGAUGACUUUGCCACACCGCCCACCUCAUCGCCUACUUCACCCGCACGAGCGCGCUCGCAGACUCUGGCCAACGAAACCUGGCCCGUCAAGCAGGGCAUCCUCGACCGUUCGAACACCAAGUCGUCGUCCUUGCACCCAGUGGUUUGUUCCAGAGUAGCUGCCGACAACAAGGUUACUGAGAUCCAGUUGCACCACAACCUGUUUACCUGUUUCCCGAACUCUCUGUCUUUCUUCGCCGAGUCUCUGGCAGCUCUAUCGCUCGCCCACAACCAACUGGUUGGUGAAACCUACUUGACAGAGGAACUUGAUCUUCCGGCGCUGCGCGAGCUGAACCUCGUCAGCAACCACAUCACUAGCCUUUCGCCCUUGACUACACACUUGCAUGCCCCGCAGCUGGAGAAGAUGGACGUCUCUCUCAACCGCAUCACGGCCUUGCCGCCCAACUUGCGCAUCGUCUUCCCCCGACUUGUGGUUUUGCUAGCCGCAAACAACCAUUUGAUCGAACUUGACCCAGACACCAUCAAGGGCAUGGAGGUUGUCGACGCCGGCAACAACGACAUCGCGCACUUGAACCCCAAGCUUGGUCUCCUCGGCGGUAGUGGAGGACUGAAGCGUCUCGAGGUCUCUGGCAACCGCUUUAGAGUCCCACGGUAUAAUGUACUUGAGCGUGGUACCGACGCAACUUUGCGCUGGCUCAGAGGACGAGUCCCCGUCGCGGAGAUGGCUUCAUGGAAAGAGGGCCAGGGUGACUCGGGCAAUGCUUCCGACACCAGCCUGGCGGAUGUUGACUGA